UGGUGAUGCUUCUAUUCUUGGACACAAGUGAGCCUGCAUCAUGCAGCCAAUUCCUUUCGAUGGGACAAAAAAAGCAUCAUCAGGAUCCUCGUGCACAGGCUUUUAUAUGCUCCCUCCGCCAUGCUUCGAGUCCGACACAGCCUUACUUGAAUUUUGCUUUGGUCUGUGCUGGCCUGCUGAGCUUGUUGGCGUUGGCUUGCCCUAAUUUACACCUAUCUUACCUUGACUGUCCUCCAAUCAUUUGGUCACUCCUGCUCCGUCUCUCCAGCACCGCCCCGCCACUCAGCCUCAACCCAGUGCCAAGGUCAACCGUGGAGUCCGGGGUAAACCUUCCUCUCCGGUGCUGAAUCAUCUUCCCUGUCAUGCGGCAUUCCCCGCUGUAGGGCUGAGACUGUUGUGUUCGUUCCUCCAAUCAUUCGUUCCACCUCGUAUUCGACGCAUACCCAACAUGGCGAGCUUAGUGAAUGGCCCCCUGGGUCGGUUCCGCAAACAUGGAUCCCACAAGCCGCUUCAUGAAAGAUGGGGAGAUGUGGGCAUCACGGUUCCGACCGAAGGAUCGUGGAACCAGUUGGAUAACCCUCAUCGGUCGUCUGACCGACGCCCUGUCCACGACGUCUCCAAUCGCGGGCAUCGGGACCAUGCCAUUGUCUCGAGUCAAGACGACCGCCGUGCGUCCCAGUCCAGCUCCUUCUCGGUGAAGGCGUUGAACCCUCGCCGGCUCUCCAUGCGUAUCAGCCAGCGGUCCAAGCAGACCAGCGAUCAUCCCCCGGAGAGCGACCGUCAGACCAAAGCCGAACGAAGGGUGUCUCAAUUCUCCUACCGACCCAUUCAUCAAGACUAUCCAACCGAGAUGGCCGAGAAAGCCGCCCGACAGAGCCAGCAUGCCCCCAAGUUUCGGUAUAUCCCCACGGGACCGGGGUACGCCGACGAGCUUGGGCUGGCGGCUGCACCCCGACGGUCCAGUCGUCGGGAGAGUGUCCAGAGCAGCUACACGAGCGAGUUGACGGACCGAAGCGCGCGACACAGCUAUCGCCGUAGCCCCAUUCCCGGGAAUGCGUACGAGGAAGACGACGAAGACGAGUAUCAUGAGGAGCGGUAUUCACGGCCCCUACCUCAACGACGGGACCGAAGUAGUGUGAACUACAGCCGACGGGCCAGUCCAUCUAUGGAGCAGCGGGGACGAUCUGGGCGAUACCUGACUACGGCCAUGGUCCCGGAUGCGGAAGAUGUUUAUUGGUGAUUGAUUGUUGUGAUGCGGUUCAGCGUCUGCAUUGUCAUGUCGUAACGGCUGAUCGGAGCGUUUUCAUACAUCUUGCAUACAUUGGGCGGCGUUGGCGGCUUAGUGGCUUAAGCGAAUAUUGAUUAGCUGAAUUGAACAUAAUUCGUCCUAUUUGUCUGAUCUACUAUAGUACCAUACUAGUAGUAGUAAGCAUCGAGGCACGGGGAGGUGGUUUCCUUGUGAGGCACUUGCAACGGUUGCCCGUUUGGGGUUCCGGGGGCGCGCCUUCCCUCCGAAAGCCCAGCCCCCUACUACUUAGCAGGCUACUUCUUGUGCCGACUUCCGAAUUCCUACCACCACGCACAACUCUGGUCUAGCUACGCGGUUGU
This is a messenger RNA of Aspergillus ibericus CBS 121593, 1608 nucleotides long. RefSeq lists its product as uncharacterized. Lineage: Eukaryota; Fungi; Ascomycota; Eurotiomycetes; Eurotiales; Aspergillaceae. The transcript has a single exon. The coding region runs from base 449 to 1240 and encodes 263 amino acids. The record is from RefSeq and is a predicted model, not a curated record.